ACAAGAAAAGCGUUCUAUCACGUGCCGAGUACGUGAUCAAUGUGCUAUAAAUCGAAAAUUCAUUACGUACUCACCGUCAUUUGUUAUCAGCCAAGCAACAUCACCAUGAGUAAAAAGCUGUGUCUAAGGUCUCUGGUGAGAAUUUUGCUCAUUGCUGUGACAUCUUUGAAUAUUCUGAUAAUUUUGCUGCAAUUUUCAACUUAUUCUUUGCCUAAAAAAUCAAAAUUAUUUCAUAUUCUUGAGGAUGUGAAUGAGAAUCCGAAUCGAAUGUUUGAUGUUCCCGAAUUCAAGUAUUUGAUUUCCAAACCGAGAUGCAGUCGUAGCAGUUCAGCGCCAUAUUUUGUUACAUUGGUGCAUUCAUCACCGACACAGUUCGAAAGACGAGCGGCUUGCCGAGAUACGUGGGCGCAUUCGGAUCCACGAACGAAAACCUAUUUUCUGAUGGGAAUGGUUCAGUCUUCGUCACUGCAAAAAAGAAUCAACGACGAAGAUGCUCAGUUCAAUGAUAUCAUCCAAGGUAAUUUCAUUGAUUCGUACCACAACCUGACGUACAAACACACAAUGGCAUUGAAAUGGUUCACAGACAAUUGCCCCGACGUCAAGUACCUACUGAAACUGGAUGAUGACGUCUUUGUGAAUGUUCCAGCGCUCCAUGAAUUCUUGUUGAACAACAAAAAAGAUAGGAAAUUUCUACUUGGUCCAUAUAGGGGGAACACUAUAGUUCAACGCAAUGGAAAAUGGAAAGUGACACCUGAAGAAUUCGUCGACGAUCAAUAUCCAGAAUAUGUAGAAGGUUCAUCGGUUAUUUAUUCAAAUGAUUUUGUUCAUGAGGCUUUCAAAAAGACAUUCACAACAAGGUAUUUCUGGAUUGACGAUGUUUAUGUGACCGGGAUAAUUCGGAUGCAGCUGAACGUUAGAAUUGAGCCGAUUGAUCGAUAUCUACUCAGUGGAUCGUUACUAGAAAGCGUUUUGAAUGGAGUAACAACCGAACCAGAGGAACAAUCAUUUUUAUUAAGCGCGCAACAGCUCAAAGCUCAAGACAUUAGAAAAUUAUGGAAAAGUUUUCACAGAAAAGCACAUCAACCCGAAUGAAUGAGAGAAAAUCGAUACAUUUUUAUUUCAUAGCAAUUGAUAUUUUUCGAUCAACUUGGAUGAUUGUUAUAAAAGUGCCCAAAACGAUUUGUUUUUAUCGUUUCAAAAUUAUAUUCCAAAUAUAUGUUAUCAAAAUAAAAUGUAUGAACGUCAUCUGAAUAAAAUGCUCGCCUUAGUAAUUUAAUCCAUUAACAACCAUUGGUCGAUUUUCAAGAGAAAAAAAUGUUUUUCUUUAAAAACUUUGUUUAAAUGAAAUGUGUAUUUUACAAUGAGAAUAUUACAAAAUUAAUGAAAAUAAUUUCGAAGUGGCCGCCUAUUCGAGCUGCAAAUGAAAACAGAAACUUC
Molecule: messenger RNA, 1437 nt
Organism: Sitodiplosis mosellana (orange wheat blossom midge)
Lineage: Eukaryota; Metazoa; Arthropoda; Insecta; Diptera; Cecidomyiidae
Product: beta-1,3-galactosyltransferase 5-like
Exons: 2
Coding region: 40-1092 (350 amino acids)
Cellular component (GO): membrane
Molecular function (GO): hexosyltransferase activity
Source: RefSeq, a predicted model, not a curated record